Messenger RNA from Aspergillus japonicus CBS 114.51, 808 nucleotides. RefSeq lists its product as uncharacterized. The coding region runs from base 97 to 576 and encodes 159 amino acids. The record is from RefSeq and is a predicted model, not a curated record. The transcript is spliced from 4 exons. NCBI's taxonomy places the organism in Eukaryota, Fungi, Ascomycota, Eurotiomycetes, Eurotiales, Aspergillaceae.
UUGUCCGACUACUCCGUACUUACAGAGUGAAUAGUCUACCUAGUACUAGUUAUUCACAAUUAUUGUUUACCUCUUGUGGGCUUAGCUGUUUGGAGAAUGUACUGGGUUUACUUCCACACGAGGAUGGAAACAUGGUCGAAUCUUCAUCCAGCUUAUCAAGCCGUUUCUUCGAUGCAGAUGGGCAACCAAAGGGAUCUUCGCUCAAAUUCCGCGCGAUCAGCCACCCUCGGGCCAAUGAGUUUCCCUGUGGCCAGUGGUUCGUUUCACCUACUCUCGCUUCGCUCCACUGUUGGGGUCGAAAUGCUCUCCCGCUGCAUCAGGAUUGCUUUUGCAGCUUCUAAGAAAAGAAAAGCAUCGGCUCCAGACGGAGGCGAGGGUCCCUCCGUCCGUCUGCGCUCCUCCUCCCUGCUGGGGUCAACGCCGCCGUCGCUCUCGCAGAACCGGGGUUAUAUCAAGUCGCCGUCGCUGCUCGCUACAUUCUUCUUUCUCCCCUUUCUUCAUCACGAUUCCACCCAUCUUCUCAUUUCCUCCUCUACCUAUCUUCCGACUCGCUCAGUACUUACUGAUAAUACUUAAUUUCUAUCGAAGUUGGUGCUUGUCUCUUUCCUGUCAAGCAUAUCAAGUCACCCCACCUGCAUACAUACAUACCUCGUUGUCGCAAGGCGCAAGGACUCAAUUAAAACCGACCUGAUCAAACCUAAUUCAUCCGAUCUACUUUCUACUUCCACCACCAUGCAGCUCACCACCUUGUUCGGGCUUGCUCUCUCCACCCUGAGCCUUACCUCUGCCUCGCCUAUUUCCUAUCCCA